Molecule: messenger RNA, 465 nt
Organism: Blepharisma stoltei
Lineage: Eukaryota; Ciliophora; Heterotrichea; Heterotrichida; Blepharismidae
Source: the annotation of a GenBank genome assembly
AUGCUUGAUACUUUCUUUUGGAAAAAACUCUAUCAGUUCAUAUUUGUUUAUUUGCUUCUAAAUCUUUGAAUUAUAAUAAAAAACAUCAAGAUGGAAUCAGAAAUGUGUAGGAACUGCAGAGUAUUUUACGGGUGCCUUGGAGGACUCUGCUCCCAAUGUCACAAGAAAGAAGCCUUGAAGAAAGAAGCUACCGACGUAGUGACGACAUUAGCUCAGGUCGCUUCAGCAGUAGUUCUCCCUACAGAGCCAGCACCUCAACAGCCAGUACAAGACCGAAGCCGCUGCUUUACCUGCAACAAGAGAGUUGGACCACUUUCCUUCACCUGCAAAUGUCAAUAUUCCUUCUGUGCGAGACACCGACUGCCUGAAGAGCACAAUUGUACUUUCGAUCAUAAAAGCCAUGGAAUUCGAAAACUUUCUGAAGAUAACCCACUCGUAGUGGCUGAAAAAUUCAAUAAGCUUUAG